Daphnia pulicaria is the source of this 843-nucleotide messenger RNA. RefSeq names its product adhesive plaque matrix protein-like. Gene Ontology annotation, cellular component: extracellular matrix. Bases 133 to 696 code for a protein of 187 amino acids. Lineage: Eukaryota; Metazoa; Arthropoda; Branchiopoda; Diplostraca; Daphniidae. The transcript has 3 exons. The record is from RefSeq and is a predicted model, not a curated record.
AUUCGCCCACGAAUUUACACAUGUCUGGCCUAGUCGACAGGAACGCUAGAGAUUUUGGUAUAAAACGCUUGAACGGCCAACAGAAAUGCAUCAGUUCUCUAGCUGCCUCAACCACCUCCUCACAUCUCCAACAUGAAGUUCUUCGUUCUCGCUGCCCUUUUCGCUGUUGCUGCCGCCAGCUCUUACAAGGCUGCCGAAUACGCACCUAAAUACGAAGCUAAAUACGAGGAAGUCACUUAUGCCCCCCAGCCCUACAGCUUCGAAUACGACGUUCAGGAUAAGGAAUCUUACAACGACUUUGUCCACUCCGAGAAAUCCGACUACAACGUCGUCACCGGAUCUUACCGUGUUGCUCUUCCCGAUGGCCGCACCCAAAUCGUCUCCUACAAGGCUGACGCUUCCGGAUACAACGCCGAUGUGAAAUACGAAGGCGAAGCCCAGUACCCCGAAGAGCCCAAAUACAAGGCUGCUUCCUACCCCGCCCCAGCCUACUCUGCCCCGGCCUACAAAGCCCCAGCUUACCCUGCUGCCCCAGCUUACCCCGCCCCAGCUUACAAAGCCCCAGCCUACCCCGCUCCCGCCUACAAGGCUCCCGAAUACAAAGCCCCCGCCCCUGCCUACAAAGCUCCCACUUACUCCGCUCCCGCCUACAAAGCCCCAGCCUACAAGCCCGCUUCUGCCUACCCUAAAUACUAGGUUCACUUUAUUCAUUCAAACAAUUGUCAACACGAAUUUAAUUUAAUGUAAAAUUGGGAGUCAAAGAUAUAUGAGGGCAACUAUAGGUGAUCUAUAGAAGUCCAAAUUAUUUAUCAAAUAAAAUUUUACAAUAAAAAAUCAUUCUUA